Branchiostoma floridae (Florida lancelet) is the source of this 1146-nucleotide messenger RNA. RefSeq names its product F-box/WD repeat-containing protein 7-like. The coding region runs from base 1 to 1131 and encodes 376 amino acids. Lineage: Eukaryota; Metazoa; Chordata; Leptocardii; Amphioxiformes; Branchiostomatidae. Gene Ontology annotation, molecular function: protein binding. The record is from RefSeq and is a predicted model, not a curated record. The transcript is spliced from 10 exons.
AUGAUUGUGAUAGGGUUGCAUGUGCGACCCGAGGAGUCUCAGGCCGUGCUGUUCACCUCGGAGAGCAGGUCGUCAACUACAGAAACCAUCCAGGCAGAGGUCUCCCUGGAGAUGAAGAGACAACUGGAGGAGACUCAGAACGGAGACGUGCAGACUGAGAGCGAGGCUGCAGGUGAUGCUGACCUUGAGGGGACAGCAGACAGCACAACCCAGCCUGCCAAAACACUGAAGGUCGCCCCUGCCGGCGCAGAGGGGGAAACCCCGACAGCAGGACCAUCCACCCCCACAGAGCCAGCAGCACCCGCACAGAAACCUGGGAAAACAGCAGCAAAAGACACGCCCCAGCCGAAGACCCCUGAGGAGAAGAAGCAGGCCAGACUGCGGCAGAUGUGGCGGGGACUGCGCUUCUCCGUCAGUCUGCUCAAGGGGCACGAGGACGUGGUGACCUCCGUCAGCGCCGAUGGGUCACUACUGGUCACCGGCAGCCGAGACACGACAGUGAAGGUGUGGGACAUGAAGAAAGCUACAGAGAAGCGAAGUCUGGGCGGGCACACGGGGACUGUCACCUCUGUCAUCCUGCUGUCACCCGACGAGAGCAGACGACUCAGUCUCCUUUAUGAUCUGUUUUCUGAUUGGUCAGAGAAAGACAGGCUAGUAAUCAGUGGUUCAACAGACUGCUCCAUCCGACUGUGGUCCAUCGGACGAGGUUGUGACUUCAGGUCCAUCUACACCUACAGCUCUGUCCAAAGUCUUUGCUACUCUGAGGAGGAAGGACUCAUCAUCUCAGGGUCAGAUGGAGGGAAGAUUCAGGUCUGGGACUCGGAGAGCAGAAGUAACGUUCAGUCCAUCCGGGGGCACAACACAUCUGUCACCUGUCUACAGGUGGAGGGAACCCACGUGGUGAGUGUGUGCGAGGAAGGCAUCGUGAAGGUUUGGGAGAUCCGCGACCAGAACCUGCAUGUGGUCUACGUGAACGAGAGUGUGAAACUCGACCCCCCGGGCCCGCUGAAGGCGAGACCCAUCCUCUCGCUCGCGUACGCCAACAACAAGAUUUACUACGGAGACGACGGAACCAACAUUAAAGUCCUGGACUGGAAGUCUGGUAAGCUGUCCUGUGGGCAUGCCAUAUAGCAAUAACUCAUUGCA